Molecule: messenger RNA, 2483 nt
Organism: Hydra vulgaris (swiftwater hydra)
Lineage: Eukaryota; Metazoa; Cnidaria; Hydrozoa; Anthoathecata; Hydridae
Product: dnaJ homolog subfamily C member 16
Source: RefSeq, a predicted model, not a curated record
CAUUUAUGUUUUUCACUUUUUUUAAACCAUUAACUUGUGAAGCAAAUAUUUUUCUAGUUAUUUAAACAUAAUUUGAUUUGAUAGUUUAUCAAGAUUACCAGCAAUGUCAUACUAUUGGUUUUUUGUGGUGUUCUUUUUUCCAAACUUCUGUUAUUCUAUCCAGCCAUAUGAUGUAUUAGGUGUAGAUCCAUCUUAUUCUCCUGAGCAAAUUAAAACAGCUUACAAGAAGUUGGCUAAACAGUGGCAUCCUGAUAAAAAUAAAGACCCAAAUGCAGCUGCUAUGAUGAUGCAGAUCAAUGAAGCUUAUGAAAUUUUAUCUGACCCUGAUCGCAAGCAACAGUAUGAUCAGUAUGGGACCACAGAUUCACAAAAACAAAACUGGAAAAAUUUUCACCAUGAAGUACGCCCUGGACCUGAAGGAUUUUUUUCAUUUAUGUUUGAAGAUCUUCCAUUUGGAACACAUUUUCAUUCACAACGCCGUUCGAAAAGAAACAUGUUAACAAGAUAUAGUUACCAAAAUAUUGUUCUUCCCGACAGUUAUCAUAAACUUUUUUUGAUUGCUGUGUUUGAAGAUAUGUCCUUAGAAUGUAUACAGCUGCAACCAUUAUGGGAAAAAUUAUCAAGUGGUUUAGAGAACAUUGGAAUCGGAACUUAUGAGUUGCAAUUUAGUGACGAUCAACGAUUGGCGCAUGAUUUAGGUGUUAAUUGGUUUCCUGCUUUUGUUGCAGUAAUUGCAGGAAGGGCAAUUAAAUACAAGGACUAUUAUAAAACUGAAAGGGGUAUUAGAGACUUCCUUGCUACACUUUAUCCACAUGACAACAUAGAUUAUAUUAAUUCAGCUGACCGAGAAUGGUAUUUUGAACAGGCUUUUCAAGAAAACAAACCUCAAUGUUUGUUGUUUAGUCAUCAUAUAUUUCCUCCUUUAUUGUAUUUAUCUGUUGCUUAUGAGUAUCGGUCCAAGGUAAAGUUUGCCUAUAUAGAGGCAAAAAAUCAUAUAAAUACACGAUUGCGUGAAAAGUACAAUGUAAAUAAAAAUGAUCCUACUAUUGUUAUGCUAAAGGAAGAUCCUUCUUCUCCUGUUGAAGUAGUUAGGGGAGAUGCCCUGAGACGUGGAAAAUUACGAGAAGUUGUAUCAAGCAAUUUGCAUUUCCAUGUGCCUCGUCUUUCAUCUCAGAAGUAUUUUGAUGAUCUCUGCCCAAAGAAAUAUGCUUCUGAUCGACGGUUAUGUGUUGUGUUGAUGUUUGAGAAAACAUCAAAUUUCAGUGAACCUUUGUUAGCUUUUCGUGAACUGCAAAAGUCAAAAGAGUUGGAUAAAAAAAAAGUUCAGUUUCUUUAUUUAUAUGAAGAUGUUCAAGUUCAGUUUGUCAAACAAUUAAGUGUAAAUAAUCAAACCAAAGUGUUACUUUGUUCUGAUAAUGAGCCAUCAUUGAAGCUUGUAAUACUACAACGUAGUGCUGGAAAGAAUAUUUUUUACAGCUGGUAUACUGGAGGGUUUUGCAUGGACAAAAAAUCUACCAAUGAUUUAAUAUUAUAUAUUAGUGGUUUAAUAAAAGGACAAGAAGAGCUUAAGUAUGAAAUUGAAGAUUUACAACUGAUAGAUGAACAUGCUCAUAGCAUUUUUUGGUGGUUUGUUAAAAAGGUUUAUAGCUAUGUUCAACAUAUCAAUGAUUCCAUGGAUCAUCCUAGCUGGCAAAACACAGCUACCAUUUUAUUUAUCUUAGUAAUUGUUGUUGGAAUAUUGAUUGGUUUUGUUCUUCCGUUUAUAUCCGAUUACGUCAGCACUACACCAGAAGACAAAUACCCACGGCGUAAUUUAGACAAUGAAAAUACUUGCGUAUUGGGUCUUGAAAAACUAUGGCAUAAGACACAAAAAACAUUCAUUAAUGAUGCUCGACCAGGACAGUUUUGUGUGGCAGUGGUACUUGAUGCUUUUUCUGCUGAAGAAGUUGCUUCUUCCCCUAUAGCCCAAGCAUUUGCAGAUGCUAUAUAUAAUUUUACUGGGGAUCCUUCAUACAAGUUUACUUGGAUAACUUUGCAAGAACAAUUAAUAUGGUGUACAGAAAUAAUGCAAAUUAAAAAGUUUGGUGAGUUUCUACCUGGUACUGUUUUGGCUCUUAAUGGUUACCGAAAGUACGCUUAUAUUUUUCGACCAAAUGUUAAACAAAAUAUCGCACAAACAAAUUCUAUGAACUUUAUGGGAUUUGAAAGUAGCGACGAUGAAGCCGAUGGCUAUACGAGUUCAGAAAAAAUAAAAAUAAAACAGGCAGCAGUUUGUGUAAGAAACGAUUUACCACGGUGGCUUGAAAGACUUUUAGAAGGAACUCUCACCCAAAAAAUUAAACUACAAAGCUGGCCUCAAAUGGAAAAAUUUUAGAUUACUUUAUAUACUUAAACCUUUCCUCUGAUUCAGUGUGAAACAAUUUUAGUUUAGUCUUUUUAUUUGUAAUUUAUUUAUUUAUAUUCGUUUUUAAGUGUUUUUGAAA